GCGGCGUGAGGCAGCGGUGGUGGGCAGCGCUGGGCUGAGGCGGGAGGUUGGAAGGAGCAGAGCAGAGCACAGCAUAGCGUAGCACACCACACCCCACCCGUGAGCGGAGGCGGUUCUCCCUGCGGUCCCGCUCUGCGUUCGCCGUUGCAUCCGGCGAGGAAGGUGGUGCUGGUGACUCGCCGCCUCGGUCCGGGGCCUGCCGUCGCCAUGCCGCGCCGGGGGCGGCGGCGGGAACGCGGCAGCAGCAGCAGCAGCAGCGGGGGGCGUCAGCUGGUGCUGAGCAGGUUCUUCGAAGUGGUGGAGAGCGGCGGGCAGCAGAGCGGCCCGCGGAAGACGACUUGUGAACUUGGCACAAAAAGGAGAACAUCAACUGAAAGCCAUGAACCCUGUGAAAAGAAGGCCAAGGCACGACAAAGUACCCUAGAAGACAUCUGUAAGCCACUGAAGAUUCAGGAUAAAAAAGAACCACCUCAGAAGUGUGAAAAGCCCCAUAUAUCUUUGCAAACUCUAGAAAGACUGAGAGAAUUCCGCAGUGAUUCAGACCAGCAGUGUAGCAGAACCCUGGAGGAUAGCUCUCAGGAGAAAGAAUCCCAGAGUUUGGAAAACUGUCCCAGUUCAGAAUUGAAAAACCCUCUUCAGUCUGGGAACACUAGCUCAAAGGUUGCUCAGAAGGAGUCACGCUGUGAUCUUAGGCAGCCUUCUGCAUCUCUAAAGUCUUACAAAAGCACUCAAAGCACUUCACAUCUGAAUCUUAAUAAGAGAACCAAAAGCAUUUACACUCCACUAGAACUUCAAUUCAUAGAACUGAAGAAACAGCAUAAAGAUGCAAUUUUGUUUGUGGAAUGUGGAUACAAAUAUCGCUUCUUUGGAGAAGAUGCAGAGAUUGCAGCUAAAGAACUAAACAUCUAUUGUCAUCUGGAUCAUAACUUUAUGACUGCCAGUAUACCGAGUCACAGGCUCUAUGUCCAUGUGCGGCGCCUUGUAGCAAAAGGAUAUAAGGUUGGAGUAAUCAAACAAAUGGAAACUGCAGCACUGAAGGCUGCUGGAGAAAAUAAAAGCUCUCUCUUCAGCCGGAAACUGACUGCUCUCUACACACAAUCUACGCUUAUUGGAGAAGAUGUGCACCCUUUGAACCUAGAUGCUUGUGUAGAUAUUGAAGAUGUAACAACAGAUGUCCCUGAUAACUACCUUCUCUGUAUCUGUGAAAAUGCAGAAAACUUAAAAGACAGUAAGAAAGGUGACAUUGUUAUGGGCAUUGUGGCAGUCCAACCAACUACUGGAGAAGUAAUUUUUGACAGUUUUCGGGACUGUGUAUCUCGCUUAGAAUUGGAGAGUCGGGUUUUGCACCUGCAGCCAGCUGAAAUAAUACUUCCACCUAGAUUGUCAGAUCAAUCUGAAAAGUUCAUCAACAGUAUAACCUCCAUGAGGUUACGGGAUGACAGAAUUAGGAUAGAAAGGAUGGAAAAACUCCAUUUUGAAUACAGCCAUGCUUUCCAGCUGAUUACUGAUUUUUAUGCAAAAGAAGUACCUGGUACGACAGGUCCUCAAAAGCUAUCUAUAGUACUAAGCUGGGAUAAGCCUGUUAUUUGCUCUCUGGCAGCAGUAAUUGCAUACCUCAAAGACUUUAAUUUGGAAAAGAUACUUUACAAUCCAAGCAAUUUCAAACAGUUGUCAAGUAAAACUGAAUACAUGACAAUUAAUGGGACAACAAUGAAAAAUCUUGAAAUUUUACAGAAUCAGACUGAUAUGAAAAUAAAAGGAAGCCUAUUCUGGGUCUUGGAUCAUACUAAAACUUCCUUUGGACGCCGGAGAUUGAAGAAAUGGUUAACCCAGCCACUCAUGAAAUGCAGUGAAAUAAAUGCCCGGCUUGAUACUGUGUCUGAAAUUCUACUGUCAGAAUCCGGUGUGUUUGGUCAGAUUCAAAAAAUUCUUUGUAAGCUGCCAGAUAUAGAGAGAGGCCUCUGCAGUGUUUUUCACAAAAAGUCCUCAACCCAAGAGUUCUUCAUCUUGGUCAGCACCCUGUCUCGUCUGGAGUUGGAAAUUCAAGCUCUUGUUCCAGUCAUACAAUCUCAUGUGAAAACUCCUCUAUUACGGAAUGCACUGUUGGAAAUCCCAGAUCUUCUCUCCCCAGUAAAACAUUAUUUAGAGGUCAUUAAUGAAGAAGCAGCCAAGGCUGGAGAUAAAACCCAGGUGUUCAAGGACCUUACAGACUUCCCUGCCAUCAAAAAGAAAAAGGAGGAGAUCCUGGAUGUGCUUUCUAAAAUGCAAUUGCAUCUGCUGGGUGUUCGUAAACAGAUUAAGAAUUCUUCUGUAGAGUAUGUUACAGUUUCUGGUCAAGAGUUUUUGAUAGAAGUCAAGAAUGCCCAUAAAGCAUCUGUGCCAACUGACUGGGUUAUGAUUAGUAGCACAAAAACUGUCAGCCGUUUCCACUCUCCAUUUAUUAUAGAAAAUUACAGACAUCUGAAUCAGCUCCGGGAGCAGCUAGUCCUUGACUGCAGUGCUGAGUGGAUGAAUUUUUUAGACCAUUUUAGUGAACAUUAUUACCCUGUCUCUAAAGCGAUUGGUCACCUAGCAACUAUCGACUGUCUGUUCUCAUUGGCCCAGGUGGCUAAACAAGACGACUAUUGCAGACCAACUGUGCAAGACGAUCAGCGAAAAAUAAUUAUAAAAAAUGGGAGGCACCCUGUGAUUGAUGUACUACUGGGAGAACAGCAACAGUAUGUUCCAAAUACCACUAACCUUUCAGGAGAUGGUGAAAGGGUCAUGAUAAUAACUGGACCCAACAUGGGAGGAAAGAGCUCUUAUAUAAAGCAAGUUGCAUUGAUCACAAUCAUGGCGCAGAUUGGUUCUUAUGUUCCUGCAGAAGAGUCGACAAUUGGUGUUGUGGAUGGUAUUUUUACCAGAAUGGGUGCCACAGACAACAUCUACAAAGGCCGAAGUACCUUUAUGGAAGAACUGACAGAUACUUCUGAGAUAAUAAGAAAAGCAACUUCAAGAUCACUAGUAAUUUUGGAUGAAUUGGGAAGAGGAACUAGCACACACGAUGGAAUCGCUAUUGCUUAUGCUACACUUGAACAUUUUAUUAGAGAUGUAGAGUCACUGACACUGUUUGUCACUCACUAUCCCUCAGUUUGUGAGCUAGAGAAGGCGUAUCCAGAAAAAGUUGGUAAUUACCACAUGGCUUUCUUGGUGAAUGAGGAGGAAGGUGCUGAACAAAAAGGAUCUGAAGAUGAAGAGAAUCCUGAAUUUAUCACUUUUCUUUAUCAAAUAACUAAAGGAGCCUCUGCAAGAAGUUAUGGGCUAAAUGUUGCCAAACUGGCAGAUAUUCCUGUAGAAAUCUUGAAGAAGGCAGCUCUCAAAUCAAGGGAGUUGGAAAGAAAAAUGAACACAAAAAGAAAAAUGCUGAAGUCCUUUGCUGAAGCAUGGAAGAUAAAUGAUUCUCAGGAUCUACAAAAAUGGAAAACUAUGUGGGAAUCUGAAGAUGAAAGAAAAGACAAUUCUUAAUCCUCAAAUCAUGCUUAAAGAUGGAGAAUAUUGGAGAUGCAAAAUAUACGUCUAGAGACUAAUAGAUUCUGUCAGCCUGUAGUUCUAGGUGCAUUAAGUUGACUCCUCUGCCUUUUGAGAGAUGAGGUGCUUCAUUGUCGUAUGAUGCCCCACGUCCACUUCCAGCUUGUAUGUAACUUUCUCACUCCACUGUCCUCACCUGAAGUGCUUUCCCCACUUUUCCUUAACUGCAAAACUACUGGCAUUGGAUUUAGUUUCUAAUAUAUUUAGAAAACAUGGAAAAUUAUGUUAGUAAAUUUUAUUAGAUAAAUCUUUUAUAAAGAAUGUCUUUUAACUUUACUGUACUUCAGUUUCUGAAGAAGUAUUCCUCUGCGUUGGGAAAAUGUAGCUCAGUCCUGACUGCUAUACUGCUGUGUUGGGAAAAUGUAGCUCAGUCCUGACUGCUAUACUGCUGUGUAAUCAGUAAGAAUGAAUACCAUAGAGAGAUUUUUGUUGUUAUUCUAAAAUUAAUGCAUUUAAAAUUCACAGGUUUUGUAGAGCACCUGCUAAAUUUUAUGUGCACAAUGAACUGAAGAAAGUGUGUGUUAUGUGGCUGGAUAGGAGAGUUUAGUUUCUACUGAUGAGAUUGAUGAUGGUUCCACUAGUAGUUUCCAAAGUAGUAGCACAAAACAUGCAUUGACUGUGUUUCAUUUUCCCUUUUCUUCAUUCUCCUACACACCUGCUUCCUUUUCAGCUUCAGUUUUUCUCCUGAUCUUGGCCCUCUCUGGCACAGUCGGAAGAAAGACUUACUUUAAAUAAUGUUGGAGUAUUGUAAGAUGAGGUGAAGGAGGCAAUUCAAACUAUGCAAUUGGCAUCCCCAGUGCUCUGUCAAAUGCAGAGUAAAGCUGGGAAAAACAAAUGUCUUUUUAUUAUUUGCAGUUAUCAAGUCCAAAUUUCAAAUGGGAAUGUAAUAUCCAAGUUGGUUUUCCUUUGUAAAUGUGCUGGUUUGGCUGAGAAAGAGUUAAUUCUCUUCAUUGUAGCACCUGUGGUAGUCAGGGGCCUUCCUGGCUUCCCACACUCUGCCACAUGGGCAAGAGAGGCGGGGCCACGGCCAAGAUGUUCAUUCCAUGCCAUGUGACACCAUGACCAGCACAUUAAUGGGGCAGUUGGCGCACGGGGGGCGGUUGCGACUUGGGGACUGGCGGUGUCGGGUCAGUGGGCGGUGAGCGGCUGCAUCACAGGCUGUUGGUUUUGCUGGUUCAUCCCCCCACCCCCGCCCCAGGUUUCAUGCCUCUCCUUGUUUUCCUUUCAAUUGCAUCAUGGUUGCUGUUGUUAUCGUUUUAUUUUAAUUAUUAAGUUGUUCUUAUCUCAACCCAUGAGCAUUGCCCUUCCAAUUCCCUCCCCCGUCCCACCAGUGUUGGAGUGAGCAAGCGACUGUGUGGGGCUGAGUUGCCGGCUGAACCACAACAGUCUCUUUUGGCGCCUAACAUGGGCCUCAGGGUUUGAGAUAAAAACAGCUGCUGGUCACAGCACCAUGUUCUCAUGUUUGCAGUUCAUGUUAUGGAUUGAUGUUGGUUUCUUUAGAUCAUUAGUGAUGUUUUGCCUAAGAAAUUUGUUAUGCAAACACUGGUUUUCAGCUUUAUCUGGUAUUUGGGGUUUUUGCUGGAACGGUUACGGUAGUUUGGAUACCACCUUGUUGAGGCAAUUAGCAAUUAUACCUCCUCCCCUGAGAGAUUUUAUAUGGAGGAAAUACAGAAGGGUAUCUUUGCUACUUUCUUCUGUGAUGUCUCCACCUUUAUUGCAACAACCUUUUUGUAUCGUGAACAUCCUUGGGUAGCUAAGAUACACUUACUGUUAGGUUUUGGGCAUGUUGUUUUGGUUUUGACUAAGGUUAGAAAGCAACUUAAGAAUAUCACUCAGAGAUCUGCCCCAAGGCUUGAUAGUUAUGAGCGGCAGGGCAUGUGGGAUAGCAUGGGCAAAUACCUAGGGCAGGGGGUAACCACAGUGUUUUGGAGUUUCACCCCUGAACAAGAGCAGAAUCCUGAAAAACUAGCAGAAUAUUUGGAGAAAGUAUGUUGUUACGCUGGGAACUCCAGAGAGACACAGAUAACUGCAACAUGCUGGGGUCUGGCCCAUGCAUACCGAGCCCUGCUCAACCGUAUUCAGUGCUCCAAAGGGGAAGAGAAGAUCUCUGGAUUGCAAGACAAAGUGACAGGCACUGCGGCCACUCAAACCCCCAGGACAAGCACUGUGGCUACUCAAACGCCCACGAUAGGCACUGGAGCUGAAUCAGAGAAUCAACCCAUGCCAGUGUCAGUUGCCCCCAUACACAAGAAGAAAUUUUGGUAGCAAAAGUCAACUCAUUUAGAAAGGGAUGAUGAAGAAGCAGGGCCAUCACAAUGAGAAGAGGAGGAAAAAGUUAUAAAUAAAAUGGAGACGACCUGAUUCCUGUCCUUGAGUGAGCGGAGAUAUGCAAAAAGAUUUCAGCCAUCAUCUAGGUGGGCAGAUUGCCACCUGGCUGCUCCGAUGCUGGGAGAACAGGGCCAGUAGCCUGGAAUUUAGAGGGGAAAGAAACCAAACAACUGGGAUCCCUUUCUGGGGAAGGGGGCAUUGACAAAGCAGUUGGAAAAGGGACACAAGCCCUCAGAUUAUAGAGGUGACUCCUGUCCGGAGUGAAGGAAAGGUAUCCCUUCAAAGAUGAUGUUACAUGUCACCUAGGAAAAUGGACAACUAUGCAGAAAGGCAUCCAGUAUCUAAGGGAAUUAGCUGUGCUUGAGGUGAUUGAUGGUGACCUGGACGAUCAGCUGUCAUCCAGAGAUCCAGAUGAAGCCGAGUGCGCAUGACCCAUGUGGUGGAAGUUUGUACAGAGUGCACCAUCCUCGUAUGCAAACUCAUUGUCUGUAAUGUCCUGGAGAGAGGACGAGACACCAACAGAGGCAGAUGUGACUGAUAGACUCUGGGAUUACGAAGCAAAUAUCUCUUCCUCCCUCAUCUCUGCUAUGGAGAAACUAUCCCAAGAGGUCCAGCAACUCAAAGAAGAUAUGUCCUGCUCCCCACCUCUCCUAACAGCUGAGACACUACUCUGUAAUAAGCACCCUUUGGCUCAAAGGAGAGGAUGCACACCAUGGGCCACCCUAUGGUUCUACCUGCGUGACCACGGAGAGGACAUGAGGAGGUGGGAUGGAAAACCUACCUCAACCCUAGAGGCAUGGGUUUGUGAGCUGCAAGGAAGAACAAUCACUCACAGGGGUUCUUCUGGGAAAGCUGCUGCUCCAAUUUCCAGUAAGCAAGUCCCCAUACAGAAAAGUAGAAGCGCUGAUUUUAUUUCUGAGCUUAAUAGAGAGACUCUUGAUUCACAUUUACAGGAAGUGAGUUGCAAGACCGAGACUAGAGGGGCCCUGCCUCCAGCCAGGUGGAGGAAAGGGAUAACCGGGCUUACUGGACUGUGUGGAUGUGAUGGCCUGGCACAUCUGACCCACAGGAGUAUAAAGCUUUAGUGGACACCGGCGCACAGUGCACCUUAAUGCCAUCAAACUAUGUAGGGGCAGAAGCCAUCAGCAUUGCUGGAGUGACAAGGGGAUCCCAAAGGCUAACUGUAUUGGAAGCCGAAGUGAGCCUAACUGGGAAUGAGUGGCAAAAGCACCCCAUUGUGACUGGCCCAGAGGCUCCGUGCAUCCUUGGCAUAGACUACCUCAGGAGAGGGUAUUUCAAGGACCCAAAAGGGUACAGGUGGGCUUUUGGUGUAGCUGCCUUGGAGACGGAGGGAAUUAAACAGCUGUCUACCUUGCCUGGCCUCUCAAAGGACCCUUCUGUUGUGGGGUUGCUGAAGGUCAAAGAACAACAGGUGCCGAUCGCCACCACAACAGUGCACCGGCGGCAAUAUCGCACCAACAGAGACUCUCUGAUCCCCAUCCAUGAGCUCAUUGACUGACUGGAGAGCCCAGGAGUCAUCAGCAAGACUUGCUCACUCUUUAACAGUCCCAUAUGGCCAGUGCAGAAGUCUAAUGGAGAGUGGAGGCUAACAGUAGACUAUCGUGGCCUGAACAAAGUCACUCCACCGUUGAGUGCUGCUGUGCCAGACAUGCUAGAACUUCAAUACGAACUGGAGUCCAAGGCAGCCGAGUGGUAUGCCACAACUGAUAUCGCUCAUGCAUUCUUCUCAAUCCCUCUGGCAGCAGAGUGCAGGCCACAGUUUGCUUUUACUUGGAGGGGUGUCCAGUACACCUGGAAUCGACUGCCCCAGGGGUGGUGUCAUGGUUUUAGCUGGGAUAGAGUUAAUUUUCUUCACUCUAGCUGGUAUAGUGCUGUGCUUUGAACUUAGCAUGGAAAAAAAUGUUGAGAUAACACAGAGAUGUUUUGGCUGUUGCUGGGUAGGGCUUGUACUAGUCAAGGACAUUUCUAGCUUCCCAUGCUCUGCUGGGUGCACAAGAAGCCGGGAGGGAAGGGGGCACAGCUAAGAGAGCAGAUUCAGACUGACCAUGUAACAUCAUGCCCAGUAUGUUAACUGGGAGGGGCUGGCCGGGGGAGGGAGGCAGCAAUUGCGGCUCGGGGACGGGCAGUGUUAGUCGGCGGGUGGUGAGCGGUUGUAUCGUUCAUGUUUCUGUGGUUUUUUUCCUUUUUUUCUUUCCGUUCCUUUUCCAUUUUAUGAUAUUAACAGUAUUAUCAUUAUUAUCAUUAUUAUUAGUAUUAGUAUUUUAUUGUAAUUAUUAAACUGUGCUUGUCUCAACCCACAAGUUCGUUUGCUCGUCCGAUUCUCUUCCCCAUCCCACAGGGGUGGGGGGGGAGCGAGCGAGCGGCUGCGGGGUGUUCAGUUGCCAGCUGAGGUUGAACCACGACAGGUGGAAACACAGCACUACCAUUUGCCAUGGACUGAUCCAGACUGCAGUGGAACAGGGUGGAGCUUCGGAACACCUUCAGUACAUUGAUGUCACCAUCCUGUGGGGCAACACGGCAGAAGUUUUUGAGAAAGGAGAGAAAAUAGUCCAAAUCCUUCUGAAAGCUGGUUUUGCCAUAAAACAAAGUGAGGUGAAGGGACCCGCACAAGAGAUCCAGUUCUUAGGAAUCAAAUGGCAAGAUGGUCGUUGUCAGAUCCCAAUGGAUGUGAUCAACAAAACAGCAGCCGUAUCUCCACCAACCAGCAAAAACGAAACUCAAGCUUUCUUGGGCGUUGUGGGUUUUUGGAGAGUGCAUAUUCCACACUACAGUCUGAUCGUAAGCCCUCUCUAUCAAGUGACCCAGAAAAAGAAUGAUUUCAAAUGGGGCCCUGAGCAUCAACAAGCCUUUGAACAGAUUGAACAGGAGAUAGUUCAUGCAGUAGCCCUUGGGCCAGUCCGGGCAGGACAAGAUAUAAAAAAUGUGCUUUACACCACAGCCGGGGAGAAUGGCCCUACCUGGAGCCUCUGGCAGAAAGCACCAGGGGAGACCCGAGGUUGACCCCUAGGGUUUUGGAGUCGGGGAUACAAAGGGUCCGAAGCCCGCUAUACUCCAACUGAAAAAGAGAUAUUGGCAGCAUAUGAAGGGGUCCGAGCUGCUUCAGAAGUGGUUGGUACUGAGGCACAGUUGCUCCUGGCACCCUGACUGCCAGUGCUGGGCUGGAUGUUCAGAGGGAACGUCCCCUCUACACACCAUGCAACUGAUGCUACGUGGAGUAAAUGGGUUGCACUGAUCACCUAGCGGGCUUGAGUAGGAAACCCCAGUCGCCCAGGAAUCUUGGAAGUGAUUAUGGACUGGCCAGAAGGCAAAGAUUUUGGAUUCUCACCAGAGGAGGAGGUGACACGUGCUGAAGAAGCUCCCCUGUAUAACAAUUUGCCUGAAAAUGAGAAGCAGUAUGCCCUGUUCACUGAUGGGUCCUGUUGCCUUGUGGGAAAGCACCGGAGAUGGAAGGCUGCUGUACGGAGUCCUACACGACAAGUCGCAGAAACUGCUGAAGGAGAAGGUGAAUCGAGCCAGUUUUUAGAGGUAAAGGCCAUCCAGCUGGCCCUGCCCAGUCAGAACUCUCACAUACUGUGGAAGGGGAUAGAGUCCGUGUAGUGCACGUAAAAAAUAUGCUGGGCAAAACAGUCUGGGUUCUUCCUGCCUCAUGCAAAGGCAAACCCAUUCAUGGGACUGCUUUUGCUUGAGGACCUGGGUGCACUUGGUGGGUGAUAUGGGAGGGUGGAGGAGUCCGGUGUCUCAAGGGGAUUUGAUUUUGGGUGAAAACAGCCGAACUGAAUGGCAUAAUGCAAACUGCUAUGUAAUAUUGUAUGUCAUCUCUUCUGUGGUUGCUAUAUGCCAUAUCAAUGAUAUCACAGUAGAAAUCUCCCAAUUCAUGGAAGAUGAACUUUGAUGGAACAAAGUGCAGCAGUGAUGGAAGGAUGACUGACUUGGUAUGCAGCAACCCAACGCCACACACACCAUCUCUCCCGUCCUGAAAGACUGAUAUGACAGAUGGAGCCCAGAGUCAUGGACGGGGUGAACUCGAUGGACAUUUUUAUGGACAUUUUACAGGGAAGGUCCAUAAACUAAGGGAAUUAUGUCUAUGUAUUUUGUCAAAGGAUGGGAUGGGAAGGGGAGGGGUGGUGUUGGUAAUGUGGUAUUGGAUGGUAUGGGACCUGGCAUGGCGUAAAUGGCAUGGAAUAAGGGGUGGAUAAUGUGCUGGUUUUGGCUGAGAAAGAGUUAAUUCUCUUCACUGUAGUGCCAGUGGUGGUCAGGGACUUUUCCAGCUUCCCGUGCUCUGCCACCACAGGGGCAGGAGGCCGGGAGGGGCGGGGCCACGGCCAAGACACCUGACCCCGACUGGCCAAUGGGAUGCUCACUCCAUGCCACGUGACGCCACGACCAGCACAGUAACCGGGGCAGUUGCUGCGCAGGGAGCGGUUGUGGCUCGGGGACUGGCGGUGUCGGGUCAGUGGGCGGUGAGCAGCUGCAUCAUGGGCUGUUUGUUUUGGUUGUUCAUUUCCCCCCAGCACUGGGUUUCAUGCCUUUCUCAUUGUUUUCCUUUCCAUUGUAUCAUUGUUGCUGUUGUUGUUGUUAUCGUUUUAUUUUAAUUAUUAAAUUGUUCUUUCCUCAA
Messenger RNA from Phalacrocorax carbo (great cormorant), 10531 nucleotides. NCBI's taxonomy places the organism in Eukaryota, Metazoa, Chordata, Aves, Suliformes, Phalacrocoracidae. The record is from RefSeq and is a predicted model, not a curated record.